UUGAUUACCAAUCAGACAGACGCUAUCGGAGAGAGAGAGAGAGAGAGAGAGAGAGAGGGAGAUGGGAAGGUCAAGAAGAAAAUACAAGGCAUCAAGGCAUAAGGUUCGGGUGAGUCUCCCUAAGAAGAACCCACGUGUGUUCAAGCCAGCCUUCAAUCUUCCUCCAAAGCUUCGCUCUCUCUCCGACGCCGAUCGCUCCAAAUGGGACGACAAGGCUAGCGUCAUCCAGAACUACAAAUCCUUCGGUGUUGUUUCCAACCCUAAUUUUCUUGGCAUCCGAUCCCGUACUUCUCACAUCAUUGAGACCGAAUCCCUUCAAGUCCCUGAUCCGCCUGCGUCCGAGGGCGCCACAGACAAAUUUGAACCCAUCGAUUCUGGCAGCGAUCUUGAGGAAGACGAUUUGAAAUCAGCCCUUGGGAAGAAGCGGAGGGAUGGGAAAAGUGCUCCUCCGCAACCGCUGACCACUAUGCAACGGGUUCAUAUUUGUCGGCUGAUUGAGAAAUAUGGAGAUAACUGCCAGGCCAUGUUCACGGAUGCGAAAUUAAAUGUGAUGCAGCAUUCAAUUGCAACUCUUGAGAAAUUGUGCAAAAGAUAUCACUCAUAUAAAGAUAAAAAUCCUUUGAUUUUGUCUUGAUCGAGAAUGAAUUUUGGUUAGUCCCCGGAUGUUGUAGAAGUAUAAUGUGAUAUGUUGUCCUUGUCCCAGGAUUACCUUGAGUUUUAUAUUUCUUAGCUCUUCAUUUCA
Messenger RNA from Hevea brasiliensis (rubber tree), 742 nucleotides. RefSeq lists its product as uncharacterized. The transcript is spliced from 3 exons. Bases 62 to 634 code for a protein of 190 amino acids. Lineage: Eukaryota; Viridiplantae; Streptophyta; Magnoliopsida; Malpighiales; Euphorbiaceae. Gene Ontology annotation, biological process: ribosomal large subunit biogenesis. The record is from RefSeq and is a predicted model, not a curated record. Gene Ontology annotation, cellular component: nucleolus.